CACACUUAACCAGAUAAAUAUCACAGUCCUGUCGUGUUUUAGAUCAAUCUGAGUGUUUUCAGUGAACCAAUGAAGAAAAUGUUUUUAAAAUUAUUUUUGUUCUGUUUGUGUUUGUGGCAUCUGACUGGUGCGUUUGAUGAUGAAGUGAAGUCAGUGUCAGUGAAGGAGGGAGAUUCAGAAACUCUAAACUCUGAUCUUACUGAAAUGAAGGAUGAUGAUGUGAUUCAGUGGAGGUUUUGGACUGAAAACACUAUAAUAGCUGAAAUCAAUGUAACGGACGACAGAAUCACUGUAUAUGAUGAUGUUCUUGAUGGGAGAUUCAGAGACAGACUGAAGCUGGACAAACAAACUGGAUCUCUGACCAUCACAGACAUCACAACUGAACAUGCUGGAGAUUAUACACUAGAGAUCAACGGUGUAAGAAAGAAAAAGUUUGAAGUCUUUAUCUAUGGAUUGACGUUAUUUUCAGUGUCAGUGCUGGAGCGAGAUUCAGUCUCUAUAAACUCUGAUCUUACUGAAAUGAAGGAUGAUGAUGUGAUUCAGUGGAGGUUUGGAAACACUUUAAUAGCUGAAAUCAAUAAACGGGACGACAGAAUCACUGUAUAUGAUGAUGUUCUUGAUGGGAGAUUCAGAGACAGACUGAAGCUGGACAAUCAAACUGGAUCUCUGACCGUCACAGACAUCACAACUGAACAGACUGGAGAUUAUACACUAGAGAUCAACAGUGUGGAAAAGAUAAAGUUCAAUGUUGAUAUCUUUGAAUCAGUGAAGUAUGUGACAGUGAAGGAGGGAGAUUCAGUCACUCUAAACUCUGAUCGUAAUGAAAUGAAGGAUGAUGAUGUGAUUCAGUGGAGGUUUUGGACUGAAAUGACUUUAAUAGCUGAAAUCAAUGUAAUGGCCGAGAGAAUCACUGUAUAUGAUGAUGUUCUUGAUGGGAGAUUCAGAGACAGACUGAAGCUGGACAAACAAACUGGAUCUCUGACCAUCACAAACACCAGAACUGAACAUGUUGGACUUUAUGAACGAAAGACCAACUUUUGGACCACUUAUUUCUGUCUCGCUGUCUUUGAUGAAAUAUCAGUGAAGGAGGGAGAUUCAGUCACUCUAAACUCUGAUCUUACUGAAAUGAAACAUUAUGAUUGGAUUCAGUGGAGGUUUGGAAAUGAAAACACUUUAAUAGCUGAAAUCAAUAAACGGAACCACAGAAUCACUGUAUAUGAUGAUGAUCUUGAUGGGAGAUUCAGAGACAGACUGAAGCUGAACAAUCAAACUGGAUCUCUGACCAUCACAGACGUCACAGAUGAACAUGCUGGAGAUUAUACACUACUGAUGAGUGUUUCAUACAAAUAUUCAUUAAAAGCAUUCAGAGUCAACUCCGUCCACUGUUGUGGUCCUACUGAAGCUGUGAUCCGAUUGGUCCUCUCUGCUCUGGUGGGCGUGGCUACUGUCAUUCUUCUGGUUUAUGACAUCAGAUCCAGAAGAGCUGAACAACAUCAAGCACAUAUUCACACAUCAGAAAGUAUUGAAAUCUGAAGGAGAAUUUUGAACUUUAAAUUAUAAUAAAUGCUAAUGAUUAUUUGAGCUUCUGCUGGCUCUCUUUCAGUGUCAGAUUUUUAUAAAUGUUAUUUGUAAGGUUUCAUUGUUUAUAUUUUUUUAUUAGACACACAGAUCUCACUUUACUACUACUGCUGUUCAUUUGCGUUUGUAUUUGCUUGUCUUUAUCAAUAAAGUUUUCUCACUCUGA
This is a messenger RNA of Ctenopharyngodon idella (grass carp), 1744 nucleotides long. RefSeq lists its product as uncharacterized. The transcript is spliced from 7 exons. The coding region runs from base 70 to 1533 and encodes 487 amino acids. Lineage: Eukaryota; Metazoa; Chordata; Actinopteri; Cypriniformes; Xenocyprididae. The record is from RefSeq and is a predicted model, not a curated record.